AUGGACAGUGUCGAAAAUAUGGAGCAGUGGCUCCAGUGCCUUGAUGAUAUGCCAACUCCAUCACAGUUGCCACACUAUGAUAUUGAUCUUUCACCCAGAACUAUGGAUGCUAUCUUGUCAGAACUUUCUACACAGUACCCACCUCAGCUACAGGCAGAAAGCACUCUCAAUCUGACUGAAUCUGGACCGAGCAUCCCAUCUGGUGAUCAUCUGUUGCAGCUCCAGGAGAAGAUUGAUGAGCUUCAGAAGGAUUUCUCUGAAGAGGUGAGAGUUACCCAGCUUAGAGCUGAUGCAGACAAUUAA
Messenger RNA from Coccidioides immitis RS, 303 nucleotides. RefSeq lists its product as uncharacterized. The record is from RefSeq and is a predicted model, not a curated record. The transcript has 2 exons. Bases 1 to 303 code for a protein of 100 amino acids. NCBI's taxonomy places the organism in Eukaryota, Fungi, Ascomycota, Eurotiomycetes, Onygenales, Onygenaceae.